This is a messenger RNA of Brachypodium distachyon (stiff brome), 2391 nucleotides long. Its product is annotated as probable L-type lectin-domain containing receptor kinase S.5. Gene Ontology annotation, cellular component: plasma membrane. Gene Ontology annotation, biological process: protein phosphorylation. Gene Ontology annotation, molecular function: ATP binding; carbohydrate binding; protein kinase activity. The coding region runs from base 130 to 2244 and encodes 704 amino acids. The record is from RefSeq and is a predicted model, not a curated record. Lineage: Eukaryota; Viridiplantae; Streptophyta; Magnoliopsida; Poales; Poaceae. The transcript has a single exon.
UUCUCUGGCAAUUUCCCAACCUUCGAUUUCAACCCUUGAAGCUGGCACCCGAGCACAGCACCUAAUGCAAAAACCACACCUCUUCUUCCACCACGCCCGCGAGAACGCAGAAACCACUAGCCAGCCACCAUGACCGCCGUCCACAACAACAUCAUCAGGUGUUCAACAUUCCUCGUCGUCCUAUGCACAGCCUGCAGCUCCUUGCAGUUCACAUACCCGAGCUUCGACGACACAACCAACGAGUCCGAUUUCAGCUUCACCCCGGGCACCGCAAUCUCGAACGGCUCCCUGCACAUCACGCCCAACACCGGGAACCUCCGCCACCGGUCGGGGAGAGUGGUGUACGCGCGGGAAACCCUCAAGCUGUGGAACAGCAACCGCACGGCGCUGACUUCGUUCAGGACAGAGUUCACGCUCAACAUCCUCCCGCUGGAACGGAACGGGACAGGGGAAGGCAUGGCCUUCUUCCUCACCAACAACCCGUCGCUGCCCCGCGACAGCAGCGGGCAGUGGCUGGGCUUGUCCAACAAGCAGACGGACGGCGCCGCGGCGAACCGGAUCGUGGCCGUCGAGUUCGACACGCGGCGGAGCGUCGAGGCCGGCGACAUCGACGGCAACCACUUCGGAGUCGACAACAACGGCGUGAAGUUGAUGUGGCAGUACCCGCUCAGCAACCUCUCCAUCGUGCUCGCCAGCGGGGUCGACGUGUGGGUCGGGCUCACGUACGACGGCGCCACGGUAAGCGUCCAGGCGGUGCAGGAAGGGAGGACGUUCGCGUACUCUUGGCUGGCCGAUCUGUCGCCGUAUCUCCUGGACGAUGAUAUAUUUUUUGGGUUUUCGGCUUCCAACGGCGAGUCCCCGCAGUUGAAUCAGAUCAGGUCCUGGAAUUUCAGCACAUACGGCGAAGCGAUUGCCGGCGCCGACGACGAUGAGGGGAGGUACCGGAGGCAGAGCUUGAUUCUCGCCGUGUCGAUUCCGCUUGCCAUGUUUGCGUUGUUCGUGGCGCUGCUCGUGUGGAGAAGGCUGACGCGGCAGACUAGGCUCGCGUACCGGAACCUGGAGAAGAUGAUCGACGCGCACGGUCCGGUGAGGUUCAAGCUGAGGGAGCUGAGGAAGGCGACGGCAGGGUUCAGCACGGCGCGCAAGCUGGGGCGAGGCCGGUCCGGCACCGUGUACCUGGGAUACCUGAGCAGGAUGAGCAUGGAGGUGGCCGUGAAGCGCGUGUCGACGAACGUCAACUCCAACCGGGGCGAGAAGGAGUUCGUGGCGGAGGUGAACACCAUCAGCAAGCUCUCCCACCGCAACCUCGUGAAGCUCAUUGGGUGGUGCCACAACAAGGGCGAGCUGCUCCUCGUCUACGAGUACUUCCCCAUGGGCAGCCUCGACAAGCUCCUCUACGCCAGACCAAGCAGCAGAGCCGCCGCCACGCCACCGUCGUCGACAACGACGGGUCAGACGAACACGAGCGCCAGCGAUCCGGAGCUGACGUGGGAGCGGAGGUACAGGAUCAUCCGGGGCGUGGCGUCGGCGCUGGACUACCUGCACCACGGGAGCAGCAAGCGGAUCCUGCACAGGGACGUCAAGGCCAGCAACGUGAUGCUGGACGAGGAGUACAAUGCGCGGCUGGGCGACUUCGGCCUGGCGCGCGUCAUCAGCCACGACGGCGUCACGCACCACUCCACGCAGGCCGUGGCCGGCACGCGCGGAUACAUGGCGUACGAGAGCUUCUUCACCGGACGCGCCAGCCUCGACACCGACGUGUUCGCCUUCGGGGUCUUCGUCAUGGAGGUGGUCAGCGGGAAGAGCCCCUGCAGCUCCGUGUUGUGCCACAGCGACGACAGCCGAGGCGAGUCAAGAGCGGGAUCUCAUUCUCGCCCUGCGCCCAUGUACAUUGUGGACUGGACGUGGAGGCUCUACGGCGAGGGGAAGGCGCUGCAUGUUGCCGACGAGGUGCUCGGCGGAAUGUACGACGAGGCGCAGGUGGACCGCGCGGUGAGGCUGGCCUUGGCGUGCUGCCACCCGAACCCGAGGGAGAGGCCGUCCAUGAGGACGGCCGUGCAGGUGCUCAUCGACGGAGCACCCGCGCCGGAGCCCCCGUUUGAUAAGCCUGCGUUUGUUUGGCCUCCGGGAGGGAAUCAGCAGGAGAUGGAGUUGCCGGACGUUGGGUUGCUCUUCACGGGAGGGGCAGGGCAGCACAGGCACAGCAGCUUUGGUUCCAUAAGCUGUUCCAUCUCAGGGAGGUGAUGAGUCCUUCGUGGGUCGAAGCUUGCUCUGCCGGCGGCCAUUGCUAGCUUCUAGGGACGUCUGUGAAUUUAACUGUUGCUGUUACUUUAGAGGAUGUUCAGAACUGUACAUUAUGAUUCUUUGGAUUAACGAAUGAUUUAUUUCUCA